AUGUUUUCCAGUUUUCAGAGCAGCUGCCUGGGGCAAAAAGAGGCCACCGGGGGGAGCCUUGGAGCCGGGACCCCUGCUCCCACCUGGAGGUCACAAGGUCUGAGGCGGAAGCUGUUGGCUGGGGGUCUGUCUGGGAGGAAGCCCCCCCAACCCUGCAUAAGCACGGGAGUCCCCAGGGUCCAGCUCACACGUCCAGGUUUAGGAGGCUCCAUUGGCUACCGAUCAGGCUACGGCCCCCCCAGUGGUCUAGGAGCAGGCCUUGGAGGGGGUAUGAAGCCCCAGAGGCCAGGGUUUAGGCCUGGCAUUGGGCUGGGAGUCAGGGCCUUUCCAGGAGCUGCAGCCCAGCCAGGAUACGGAAAUGGGUUGGGAGCUGCCACCUUCCCGCAGCUGGGAGCCCAGCCAGCCCCACCUGUGUCCCCAGGGUUUGGGAACAGAAAUGGUUUCGGCGUUGCCUUUCCUGGGGCAGGAGCACUGCCAGGAAUUGCCGAGAGUGUGAAACCUCCAAAGCCCGGAUUCAGCAACGGGAAUGGGAUGGGAGCUGGGGCCCUCCCAGGAGCUGGAGCCCAGCAAGGACCCAGCAUUGGCGACGGCCUGGGGACCCAGCCAGGUGUCACAGCUCAGAACGGCCUUGGACCAGGCUUUGGAGCCGGAGGAAGACUCCAGGCGCCAGGGUUCGGGACGGAGAACAGAGCCCAGCCAGGCCUCGGAGGACCCAAAGCUGGGAAGCCAGGUUCUGCAGCUGAAAAUGGCUACGGACCAGACUUUGAAGCAGAUGUGAAACCCCAGACACCAGGAUUUGGGAAUGGCAACAGGCAGGGAGCCCAGCCAGGCCCCCCAGCUCAGAACAGCUAUGGAGCAGGAUUUGGGAACGGGCCGGGAGCCCAGUCAGGCUCUGCAGCUGAAAAUGGCUACGGACCAGGCUUUGCAGCAGGCCUGAAACCCCAGAAGCCAGGAUUCGGGACCAGCAACGGACUGGGAGCCCAGCCAGGUCUGGGAGGGGGUUUGAAGCUGCAGAAGCCAGGUCCCUGCAGUGGUAGGGUCCCUCCACUGCUUCUUGCCAGGCCUCCCACUCCGGGGGUCCCUUCUGAGAAAGAGGGUGGCUGGGGCCUGAAAUCCCAGCCCCCUCCCCCAGUGCAGAACGGCAAUUUCCCAGUACCUACUCCAGCCAUCCAGUGGGGACGGAAACCUCCGAAAGCAGGGUACCAGCCUGCGCUCGGCUACGGACCAGGAGUGGAACUGGGCUUCAGCGGUGGCUUUAAGCCCCAGAAAGUCGGUGAGCCCCCUGGACCCCCACCUUGGGCACGAGCUGCAGCUCCCUCAGGACGAGCCCUCCGUUUUGGUUACAGGAAUGGUGCUCUGGGAGCUGGGCUCUUCCUGGAGGCCCGCCCACAGCCAGGGUUCCCUGGGGCUGACGGCUUUAGGAAUGGGUUCAGGGGGGAGGAAGCACUGGUGCACCCCGAAGUGGCAGCUCCAGCCCCUGAAGGAAAUGCAGGGGGUUCCCAAGCCAGCUCUGCUCCUUCAGGUCAGGCCAGGGCCCUGAGGGGCUCUCCCUGGCCCUCCCUGCACUCCUGGGGGGCUGCCCUGAAGCCCAGAUAUGGAGCCGGAAGUGCACUUCCAGAGGUCCGGAGCCAGCCAGGACGCUGCCCUCUCGGGAAAUGCUGAGCUCCGCUGAGAUCCACGGCCCGUCCUGAAGGCCUGUCUUGGAGCCCGGUCGGCCAGGCGAGACUGGCCGGAUCCUGGGGCUCAAUCUCCGGCCUGGGGGCUUCCGCGGCUGGAAGUGUCAAUAAAGGCAGUGAGCUUC
Phacochoerus africanus (Common warthog) is the source of this 1801-nucleotide messenger RNA. It is a transcript of the gene GREP1, whose product is annotated as glycine rich extracellular protein 1. Lineage: Eukaryota; Metazoa; Chordata; Mammalia; Artiodactyla; Suidae. The record is from RefSeq and is a predicted model, not a curated record. The transcript has 32 exons. The coding region runs from base 1 to 1662 and encodes 553 amino acids.